AUGAGCUUCUUCAGCUCGCUACAGCAGUACGUGACGAGCGGCGUGGCCGGACUGGGGCUGAACCCGCGGCGGUUCUCGCUGUCGCGCCAGGAAUCGGCCGACGGCUCGUCCGGGCUUUCGGGGGGCCACUCGUCCUCGUCGUCCUCGGUCACCACCCCGUACGGCAUGGCGGGCAGCAUGGGCCACAGCCCCGGGCUGAGCCCGGGAGGCCCCGGCAGCAGCAGCGGUAGCGGUGGCCCCGGGAUGGGCUCCGCCCACGGAACAGUCAAUUCGGCGGUCGGCUGUGCAAGUCCGGGCCCGGCAGGACCGGGCACGGGUAUCGGCGGCAUGGCAGCAUCAACAGCCGGAGCUGGAGCAGCAGCAGGGCACGCGUACGGCAAGGCAACGACACCGGCGACACUGGCCGCCCCGGGAACGCCACCGAUCCGGCGCCAGUCUUCCGGCCGAGGGCUGGACACGCUCGUGCCGCAUCCGCGCCAGGGCUCGUUCCGCGGGCGCAGCUCGCCCAUCAACCCGAACCCGCCGGACAAGCCAUCAUUUUCCGUGUGGAAGCGGCGCCCGUCGUGGCCCGAGGUCGAAAUCAAAUCCUCGUCCGGUGUGCAGGAGAACGAUGGUUCCUACUUCGAAAGCUUCACUGCCCUGUCGUGGAAGAACGAGAACCGGCGGAUGUCGGCGGUGCGCGCCGUCGAGACGCGGGCCGAGGUCCUGCCGGAGAACGACAACGAGCGGCUGCCGGAGGACGACAUCGAGCGGUCGGAGCAGAAGGAGCACCUUUACCUGGACGUGCUGUACGCGAUUGCCAACACCGUCGGGGCGCCAGCCCCCGGGGGACAGUUUGCACACUACAAGGAAGAGAUGUACCUUCAGGCGCAGCGUGUGUUCAGUGUGUCCGCCGACCGCCACUACCGGUUGCUGCACGCGGCCACCGAGGAGAAGCCCAAGAUCAUCGUGCUCACCGUCAUCGUGCAGGAAGCGGAAGGGCUCGAAGCAAAGGACGCUAACGGUUUCAGUGACCCGUACUGCAUGCUCGGAAUACAGCCCUCCGGAACACCACCACCUCCCUCGCCGCAGCCGCCGCUGACUCCGCGGACCCUGUCGGAUACCGGCAUGGACAGUCUGGACUCGCCGGAGCACGGCAAGCUGCGGAAGCAUCACAGCUUUCGGCUGAGCUUCAAGCGCAAGGACGGGCGCCAGCAGCGAGACUCGGUCGGGCCCGUGCCGGCCAAGUUCAUCCGGGCCACCUCGGUCAAACCGCACACCCUGUGCCCGAAGUGGAACGAGAAGUUUAAAUUCGACAUCGACGACAUUCACUCGGAUCAGCUGCACCUGGACAUUUGGGACCACGACGACGAAAGCAGCGUGCUAGACGCUGUUUCGCGACUGAACGAGGUGCGGGGCGUUCGGGGACUAGGUAGAUUUUUCAAACAAGUAUGCCAAUCGGCCCGCCAAGGCUCGCAGGACGACUUCCUGGGUUGCAUCAAUGUUCCAGUCUGUGAUAUUCCUUCAACUGGCCUGGAGGGUUGGUUCAAGCUGGAGGCCCGUAGCUCGCGCAGCUCCGUGCAGGGUCGGAUACGGCUCAAGAUGUGGCUGUCGACGCGAGAGGACCGGGGCACGUCCGAGGAGGACAACACGCUCGAGGUGAAGAAGUUCGAGCGGCUGCAGACAAUCUUCAUGAUCCACGAGCUGAGCGCCCACGAGCCGGCGUGGAAGUGGAACGGCGAGCUGGCCGGGCCAUCGCUCACCAUCCUGCACCAGAUGGCGGUGCAAAGUGACCUAUCGGAUCUGCAGAUUUCCCUCGCCAAGUUGGUAGCUAUCGUUAGAAUCAAUCGGAAGAAGCCGCUCGACACCAAGUUCAUCCACCGGCAGCUGAUCGAGGUGGACAAGCUGUGGAUCAACAACUACAACAACGAGCCGCUGACGCGCGAACUGGAGCAAUGGUUGGCCGACUCCCUGAACGGGUUCGUCGAGCGUUCGCUCUGCCAGAUGCGACGCCUGCGCGAGAUCUUCCCGGCGCUGCAUCCACCGUCGCUGGUGCGCCUCGAGUACAUGCUGCGGUGCCUGGGGCUGCUCGGGUCGAUGCGAGCCUUCCGCCAGGUCAGUCCGUUCAGCAAAGGCGUCCGCGGGGAGAUUGUCGGGGCGCUGCGCAAGGGAUCGACCACCUGGUCGCAGGCGCAGCUCCGCGAAUCGCAACGCUCGCCGAACCCGCUGGUCCAGUACACCACCAUCCUGAUCGCGGACCUGCAGCUCGGCAUCAGCUACUACCACGGCCUUUUCGACUCGACCAACGGCAUCCAGUACUUUAGCAUCGUCUACAAACAGUUCGAUUCGCUGCUCUCCGAGGAAGUGACCAACCGGAUCGAGUGUGGCCAGCUGCCCGGUACGAUCGUGAACCACUGGACGAUCCUGGACCACGAUCGCGAGCCCGACACGGCACCGUUCGAGAUCUACUUCGCACUGCAGGAGUUCCACAACCUGAAGUCACACCUCUCGGUGACACCGCAGCCACCGGAGAAGCCGCUCGGGUUGCAGAACUUUCACGAGUGGUUCGAGCCGGCCGUCCAGCGCUGGAUAUCGGUCAGCAAAACGAAAGCCAUCCAGCGCAUUAAGGCGGCCGUCAACGUGGACCAGGUGUGCGAGGGCGAACGGAUCGUACGGCACAGUACGUCGUCCAUCGACACCGCGUCCUGUUUCUACCAGAUCCGGGAGUUCUGGAAAAACCUCGCCUGGCCGGAUCACGGCUCGGUGGCGCACUACGAAACGCUUAUCAUCGAUCUUGUCUGCACCACCGCCAACGUGUACUCGGACCUAAUUCACCAAGGACUAGCCGAGAGCGGGUCCGGUUACUACGACAAGCAGAACGCGCAGCAGCAGCUGCGCUCCACCGACGAGCUGUGCGUGAUCGUGAACAAUCUCGAGUACGUGCGCCGCGCCCUGGCCGAGUUCCACCCGGAAACGCACCAGCUACCGGAGAACGCCGAAACCUUGCUGGACAACACGAUCGCCCAGCUGGAGGCGAAAGCGGACCGUGUCCUCACGAAGCUCACAGCGUCGAUGCAGGGUCCGCUGCAGAAGUCCGUGUUCCACCUGGCCUGGUCACCGGACUCGCUGCCCGCCAACCAGGCCGUGAUGCCGUUGCUCGAGUACCUAGACUCCCACCUGGCCACGCUGAACGUGACGCUGUUGUCGCAAAACUUUUACCGCGCCAUGACGCUCAUCUGGAACAGCGUCCUGACGGAGUUCGCCAAGCAGAUGGAGUCCGGUGGCGAGGGCGAAAAGCCGACCAACUUCCACGACCGCAUGUACGGCGCUCUGCAGCUGCUCGGGGAGUUCUUCAACGCCGAGGGACUCGGCCUGCCACCGGAAAUACUGCACAGCGACACGUUCUGGCGCGUCGAGCAGCGGCUUCAGUACCAUAAAACCGACACCGACCACCUGAUCGACCUGUUCUACAUGCAACGGCUGCAGGAACAGCUAAACACGGGCGGCCCGACGCCCCUGGGGACGCUCUCGGUGAAGGCGUACUUCAACCACGACUCGCUCUGCGUAGAGAUCCUGCACGCCAAGGACGUGAUCCCGCUCGACCCGAACGGGUUCAGCGACCCGUUCGUCAUCGUCGAGCUGAUGCCGCGGCGGCUCUUCUCGCACUGCUCCGAGCAGCAGACCAACGUGCACAAGAAAACACUCAACCCGGUGUUCGACGAGUGCUUCGAGUUUUCCGUCACGCAGGAACAGUGCCUGGUGGAGACGGCCAUGAUUGUGUUUACCGUAAUGGAUCACGACGUGCUCACGGCGAACGAUUUCGCGGGCGAAGCGUUCCUGUCGCUCACCAACAUCCCCGGUGUGGCCACGCACUUCAACAUGAACGACAACUUCAACGGGCUGGCGCAACUCGAGCUGCCGCUGCUCGAGAUGAAGGACAAAAACCACCCGAUACUGCAGAUCCUGGAGGGACGUGUCAACGACAAGAACUCGAUGGACUUUCUGCGCAAACAGAAGGCGCGUGUCGUAGGUUAA
Anopheles cruzii is the source of this 4014-nucleotide messenger RNA. RefSeq names its product BAI1-associated protein 3 (gene unc-13-4A). The transcript is spliced from 11 exons. The record is from RefSeq and is a predicted model, not a curated record. Bases 1 to 4014 code for a protein of 1337 amino acids. NCBI's taxonomy places the organism in Eukaryota, Metazoa, Arthropoda, Insecta, Diptera, Culicidae.